AUGCUGGCUGUACCAGCCUCUUUUCUUCUGUCCUUGGCCGAUCAAGCAGGUGAAGUUUACUGCAAAUUAAGCUGUGUCUAUCGAGGCGACAAGGCUCUGCUCCUGCUCAUCAUCCCCAUCGUUUUUGGUGGAGAGGAUCCGUAUUGGUCUGCGCUCACCGCGGCUACUGGCUACACCAUCGGCUCAUUGAUUCCCCUGAUGGGAACUCUCUUAAUGUGGUCUCUUCGAAUGCUCCCCGAUACUCGACUGGAGUCGCUGAGGCGCCUCAGUGUUAUAUUAGCGGACUAUUCUGAUGAGAUUACCUUCUUAUGGCGAGUUACAGACCAAGAAGGAGCCGUAGUACGGCGCAUGUGGGAUGAUCUAUAUCAGGCUAGCACGGAAGCGGCAGCCUCUACGAGUGAUCCGAAGCUACGUGGCACCAUCUGGUCCAUGUUUGCAUGCCUAUCUACUGUACGAAGAUCUUCACAACGUCAGACGCUCGAGGCUGAGGCCUUGGAAACUCCAUGGUCGGGUCCUUUUGAUGGUGAAAUGGUAUCACUUCGUCAGAAGGUGGUCACUGCUCUCAGAGUGUGGGAUGAUCAUCAUGAGUUUGAUAACGAUAUUAUUACAGCUGCAAGGCAUCUGAGCUCAUCUGUGGAGAAGUGUCGAGCUCGAGCUGAUGUCCGUGCCACGACAGAGUCGAAGAAUUCCGAAUUCGCCAUUAACGAAAUGGUGAAGUUCUCCCUGCUUGUUCACGAGUUCCUCAUCCGGGUCAAGGGCUCUAACGGAGAUUCUUCGGUUGCUACGAAGGUCGCCGACUGGUUUAGGCAGCCUUUCUUCACUUCGGCGAAUCCUGAGAUCACUUGGAGAGUCCGCCUGGCCUAUCCAUUGCGUGCUGCGAUCACUGUUCCUUUGGUCGCUCUCUUCCUUACUGUUGGUGGUCAAUACUUCGCC
This is a messenger RNA of Perkinsus marinus ATCC 50983, 933 nucleotides long. RefSeq lists its product as hypothetical. NCBI's taxonomy places the organism in Eukaryota, Perkinsozoa, Perkinsida, Perkinsidae. The annotation marks the transcript as partial. The record is from RefSeq and is a predicted model, not a curated record. The transcript has a single exon.